GGGAAGGCUGGGUGGGGGCAGAGCAGAAGGGACUGGGAGAGGACAGCAGGGCUCACUCUCUCCCAACACCUGCACCUGGUCACUACGUUCACUCUCACAGCGCCUGGCAGGGACCGAUGGAGCAACAUCUCGUCCACAUCCCGGUGAUGGCUGCUGCGCUCCAGGGGUAAACUUUUGGAUAAAGCCGGCACAAGAGACCCGGGGAUCAGCUGUGCGUGCUUCUCUUUUGUCCUGCGUCGCUACAUGGAGGGAAAUACGCUCGAGUGACUACAGGCUGGUGGGGCUGUUCUCUCUUUCUCCUGGAAACACCUCUCGGAUUGUGUUCGAUGCCUGCGCUGCGCCGCUGAGAGGUUAUUUUUUUUUCCAAAUCCGGCUCCGAGGGCGCACAACGCGGGGAAUGCAGCGGUGACAACGCGCAACUUUUGGAUCGCCGCGGACGCACACAGCCGCUUCGGAGACGCAGAGAAAUCCAAGAUUUAGAUCUCUGUGGGCUACCUGCAUGACUGUUACCAUGACUGCGUCUGGAGCCCAGCUCCUCCUGUUGGCCCUCUGUGUUUACAGAGGCUCAGGCCUGCAGCAGUCGGCUCCUCGGGUUCGCCUCUCCUUCAAAGAACUGAUGGACACACGUGCGGCUCGGCCCUUCAGCUUCUCCUUCAACACCAGCGACUACCGCAUCCUCCUGAUGGAUCAGGAUCAGGGCCGCCUCUACCUGGGCAGCCGGGAGUACCUGGUGGCCCUGGACAUGCAGAACGUCAACAAGGAGCCUCUCAUAAUCCACUGGCCGGCAUCCGCCAAGAGAAAGGGAGAAUGUCAGAUGACGGGAAAGGGGAGACAGGGCGAAUGUGCCAAUUUCGUGAGGUUGAUAGAGCCGUGGAACCGCACCCACCUCUACACCUGUGGGACGGGGGCGUACCAGCCCAUCUGCACAUUCAUCAACCGAGGCUGGAGGGCGGAGGACUACCUGUUCAGGCUGGUCCCUGGGUACGUGGAUUCAGGGAAGGGAAAAUGCUCCUAUGAUCCAACGCAGGAGAACAUUGCAGUUCUCAUCAAUGGAAACCUGUAUGCAGGCGUCCAUAUUGACUUCAUGAGCACGGAUGCUGCUCUGUUUAGGACCAUGGGCGGCAGAACGGCAAUCAGGACCGAGCAGUACGACUCCAGGUGGCUCAAUGAGCCGGUGUUUGUCCAGAUCCAGCAGAUCCCUGACAGCGCACAAAAGAACGACGACAAACUUUACUUCUUUUUCCGAGAGAAGAGUCUAGACUCCAGCGGCGGGGCGAGUCCCAGUGUUCUCGCCAGGGUGGGAAGAGUGUGUCUGAAUGAUGAAGGAGGGCAGAAGUCUCUGGUGAACCGCUGGACGACCUUCCUGAAGGCUCGUCUUAUCUGCUCCGUGAUCGGAGAAGAUGGAGUGGAGACGCGCUUCGAUGAACUACGGGACGUGUUUAUUCAACCGGCGCAGGAUGAACGCAGCCCGAUGGUGUACGCCCUCUUCACCACGGCCGGCUCCGUGUUCAAGGGCUCAGCCGUCUGCGUGUACUCCAUGGCUGAUAUACGCAACGUGUUCAAUGGACCGUUCGCCCACAAACACGGACAUAAUUACCAGUGGACAGAGUACACGGGCAAGAUUCCCUACCCACGACCUGGAACAUGUCCAGGAGGAACCUUCACUCCAGACAUCCGCUCCUCCAAGAACUUCUCGGAUGAGGCUGUGGAUUUCAUCCGCGCUCAUCCCCUCAUGUUCCAUCCGGUCUAUCCUAUCCACCGCCGCCCCCUGGUGGUGAGAACCGGCGUGGACUACCGCUUCACGGCCCUGGUGGUGGAUCAGGUGGAUGGUGUGGACGGACGCUACGAGGUGCUGUUCCUGGGGACAGAUCGAGGAACCGUGCAGAAAGUCAUUGUUCUCCCAAAGGAUCCAAUCAGCAUGGAGGAACUCACGCUGGAGGAAGUGGAGGUUUUUAGGACCCGGGCUCCUGUCAAAACGAUGAAGAUAUCUUCUAAAAGACAACAGCUGUACGUGUCCUCGGACGCGGGGCUGACCCAGGUGUCGCUGCACCGCUGUGGGGUGUACGGCCGGGCCUGCUCCGACUGCUGCCUGGCCCGGGACCCCUACUGCUCCUGGGAUGGAGAGAGCUGCUCCGCCUUCACCCCGUCCACCAAGAGGAGGAGCAGGAGACAGGACGUGAAACAUGGGGACCCCCUGAGGCAGUGCAGAGGCUUCAAUGCAAAAGUGGAGAAACGUCUGAGAGAGACGGUUCAGUUCGGGGUGGAGGGCAGCAGCACUUUCCUGGAGUGUCAGCCUCGCACUCCUCAGGCCACCGUCAAGUGGCUCUUCCAGAGGGAAGGGAGAAGGAAAGUGCUCAGCCGUGUGGGGGGUGUUGUGAAGACCAACCACGGCAUCCUCCUGAAGUCCCUCAACCAAUCAGACGCAGGCCUCUACCACUGCCUGGCCACCGAGAACAACUUCAAACACACCCUGGCCCGGGUGGCGCUGCGCAUCCUGGACCGAGACAUCGUGCUGGCUCUCACCGCGCAGGACGAGGACGAGGAGCCCAAGACCCGGCAGGCGGGACCCCACCCGCAGGCCUCCUUCGUCUCCACCCCGUUCCCGCCCGAGAUCAGACUGAUCAACCAGUACUGCCAGUCCUACUGGGAACAGCUGAGUCCCAAACAGCAGCAGCAGCGCAAGCGCACCAGCCGCAGGCACACGGAGAGCCAAGACCAGGGCCUCGGCUAGAGGACGGGGGCCCAGGAGGUCCAGCACUGUCUGGACUCUACGGUGGACUUUUAUGUUAAGACAUGCAUGUUUGGUCGUCACCUCCAUUCGUUAGGCAGGUGAUGCGUUCAUGCUGUCGGUAAAGAACUGUACCGGUGGUUUUGCCGGUGUCAGCCUCAACACAGGUUGUGUAUAUUCUACAUUGCCGAUGACCACUUUUCAAAGAGCACAGUUUGUUUCGCUCGGGUUUCGGGUUCAUAUUAGUUUGACGUCGAAAUCAAGUUCAAGAAACUAAAUAUAUAUCCUGUUAAUGUUUGCUCAUUAUUUUGUCUCACAGGUUGACCCCAGGAUUCUUUAACGCACCACUAGGGUCAGAUUUCCAAACACACAACUGGAUCCCCAACACAUCUCUAAUCGUUCUGUGACAAAAGCACAAUAUUUGAAGCAAGUUUCGCUGUUUGCUUUAGAAAAUGUUUGACCCUCUGUGAUGUAAAGUAAACGCAACAUGUAGUCGAACGACCACAACACGCAAAACCACAGCUACGGCCCCUUUUAAGUAUCUUGAAACAAAAAAUGUAAUAUAUUGAUUGUGAAUAUAAUAUAUAAGGUCAUUGGAUUACUCUUGUAUUGUAUGAAGAUAAUAUGUUGCAUGCUUAUACGUGUUGUUGCUUUGUUGUACAUUGGACUGUUUUCCGACCUUUGACGUGUUGCGAUGUUUGUACCGUGUAACGUGUUCUGUUGAGCUAAUUCCAUUGGAUGUUUGUCAUGUGAUGACUGCCUAACUGUCCCGUGCUCUAGUGACCUGCAGUAUGUGAGUGUUUAAGAUUUAGCAUACAGUGUUCUUCCAGUUAUGCACUUUGUCGGUGGCGGUUUUUUAGAGGGAAAUCUGGGAUCUUUUGCACAGAUGUAUGAGAAAAAUGAUACAGGAACAUAGUUUUCAUGUACAGUAUGUUAUUACAAACAGAACAAGAGAAUGGGAAUGUAACAGGCUCAGAUUUAGUAAUCGAUUGAUGGUGUUCUGUCAUAAGCUGUAUUGAAUUAUUUAAAAAAAAUUGAUAGCACAAGGAACGAGAAAAAAAAAAAUUUCAGCCAGAGCCACCAUCCACCAUCUUUGUGAGUAACACAGUGCUGUGUGCUGUGAUCAAUCCUACACUGGAAAUGUUUGAACAAAUAUAUAAACAUUUCUCUCUUGAA
Messenger RNA from Pleuronectes platessa (European plaice), 3904 nucleotides. RefSeq names its product semaphorin-3F. Bases 500 to 2731 code for a protein of 743 amino acids. NCBI's taxonomy places the organism in Eukaryota, Metazoa, Chordata, Actinopteri, Pleuronectiformes, Pleuronectidae. The record is from RefSeq and is a predicted model, not a curated record. The transcript is spliced from 18 exons. Gene Ontology annotation, molecular function: chemorepellent activity; semaphorin receptor binding. Gene Ontology annotation, biological process: neural crest cell migration; positive regulation of cell migration; semaphorin-plexin signaling pathway.